CCUGUGCUGGUAGUGGUACAACAGCCCUGGUGAGUCUAGUCUUUGCUUAAAACAAAGUUCCAGGAUCCUUGACGGAGUUUGCCACGAAAAAUUCAUCGUUAUUAUCAUCUGCCUUACACUUUUUGAUUAUUUCUACUCUCAAAAUUUGAUCUUUCAUGAUAUAUUUGCUAAAAAAGACCCACCUUCCUUAGACUCUUUAAUGGCUGUUGCAAGUGAUUCAAUUCUUUCACGUACUCUACUCAAAAUUACUCCCAGUUUCAGUUUCAAGACUCAGAUUUCUGCCACCCCAGUUUAUCUUGCAAGAGGGUUUUCUUGCAAUGGGAGAAAUCUCAAGUUCAAGUGUGAGAUCAAGGCUGAAGUUCAAGCAGGGGUAGUGUUACAAGAGAAGAGUUUGCAGGGUUUGAGUUUGGGGUUUGAUGUGGUGUCAGAGGGGGAACUGAGAGAGAAGGGGUUCAUGGGGAUGAGGAAGACGAAGAUGGUGUGUACAAUUGGGCCUGCAUGCUGUUCAGAGGAAGCUUUGGAGAAGUUGGCCUUCGGAGGCAUGAAUGUGGCUCGGCUUAACAUGUGUCACAACUCUAGGGAGUGGCAUCGUGAUGUGAUUAGGAAGAUCAAGAGGUUGAAUGAUGAAAAGGGGUUUUGUGUUGCUGUGAUGAUUGAUACUGAAGGUAGUCAGAUUCAUGUGGUUGACCAUGGUGCUCCUUUCUCUGUCAAAGCUGAGGUGGAUUCAAUAUGGUUAUUUACUGCUCAAAAGUUUGAGGGAUCUCUUCCUUUUACAGUGCAAGCAAAGUAUGAAGGCUUCUCUGAAGGCAUUGAAGUGGGUGAUGAGCUUGUUAUUGAUGGAGGAAUGGCAAGCUUUGAGGUGAUUGAAAAACUUGGGAAUGAUUUGCGUUGUAAGUGCACAGAUCCUGGUCUUUUCCUACCUCGAGCAAAAUUUAGCUUCUGGAGAGAUGGGAAGCUGGUGGAGAGAAAUUAUGGGCUCCCUACUCUGUCAAAAAAGGAUUGGGCAGACAUCGAGUUUGGAAUUUCCGAAGGAGUUGAUUUUGUGGCCAUGUCAUUUGUAAGUGAUGCUGAUUCUAUCAGGCAUUUGAAGAAUUAUCUCUCUUCGAAAUCGACAAAAUCCAUAAAAGUACUGGCAAAGAUUGAAAACCUGGAGUCUGUGCUGAAAUUGGAAGAAAUUGUAGAGGCUUCUGAUGGAAUAAUGGUGGCUCGAGGCGACCUUGGAGUUGAAAUUCCACUUGAGCAGAUUCCAACAGUCCAAGAAGAAAUUACCCAUGUAUGCAGGCAGCUAAACAAGCCAGUGAUUGUAGCUUCUCAACUUCUUGAGUCAAUGGUUGAAUAUCCAACUCCAACACGUGCUGAGGUUGCAGAUGUUUCCGAAGCAGUUAGACAAUAUGCUGAUGCCUUGAUGUUGUCUGGAGAGUCAGCAAUUGGACCAUAUGGACAGAAGGCUAUUUCUGUCUUGCAAAUGACUAGCAGCCGAAUGGAACUGUGGAGUCGUGAGGAAAACCGACAAAGUGCUCUCAACCAGCGUCAAUUAGGAGUAUCACUACCAGAUCGCAUCACUGAGCAGAUCUGCAGUUGUGCAGUUGAAAUGGCUAAAAAUCUUGGUGUAGAUGCCAUCUUUGUGUACACAAAACACGGGCAUAUGGCAUCUCUCUUGUCUUGUAACCGUCCACACCCUCCCAUAUUUGCUUUCACUAAUGAUGACAGCACCCGGAUGGCUCUGAAUUUGCAAUGGGGAGUCAUUCCCCUCCUUGUUGACCUAUCAGAUGACAUGGAAGCUAAUGUAUCAAAAACCAUAGAUCUCAUGAAAUCGAAGGGGAUGGUAAUACAGGGUGAUUCUGUUUUGGUGGUGUCAGAUUUAAUUCCAGCUUAUGUUACUUCAACAGCAUUCCAAUCUAUCCAAGUGAAGACCAUUGUUUAAUGAGAUAUUUUAUCUUCUAAGUAUCGUUUUAAUCAAGCUGUAGAGAGAAGAAGGCAAGUUCUAUGAAAAGACAAAGCAAAUUUCCAAUCUGUGAGAAUGUGUAAUGUGCAUUAUGUUUAGAUGCUAUCAAUUUACAUCUUAUGAAAGUAGAAUUGUAGAAUGUUGGACGUGCCUAAACAGCCAAAAUGAAUCUUGAAAGUUUGAAUUUGGUGUAUGAGCCCACAACUAAAUGACACACAUGUCACUUUUGU
This is a messenger RNA of Pistacia vera, 2175 nucleotides long. Its product is annotated as pyruvate kinase isozyme A, chloroplastic-like. NCBI's taxonomy places the organism in Eukaryota, Viridiplantae, Streptophyta, Magnoliopsida, Sapindales, Anacardiaceae. Bases 200 to 1924 code for a protein of 574 amino acids. Gene Ontology annotation, biological process: glycolytic process. Gene Ontology annotation, molecular function: pyruvate kinase activity; magnesium ion binding; potassium ion binding. Gene Ontology annotation, cellular component: cytoplasm. The record is from RefSeq and is a predicted model, not a curated record. The transcript has 7 exons.